AUGCUCUCAGAGUCACUCCGGCGAGAAAUUGGGCAACAUUUCGUAGUGGGAUUCCACGGACAAGAAGUGAACGACGAUAUACGGAGACUGAUCCAAACGUACUUCGUGGGAAGCGUGAUUCUGAUGAAAAGAAAUGUAAAGGAUGUUGGGCAGGUUAGAAGGAUUGUAUCGGAACUGCAAAUGAUUGCGAAGGAGGCAGGGCAUGAGAGGGCACUGUUGAUUGGGACGGAUCAGGAAAAUGGCAUGGUGUCGGCGAUGAGCUCCUCCACGGCAGCGACACAGUUUCCUGGUGCAAUGGCCCUCGCAGCUUCGGGUUCAAAAGAAAUGGCUAGAGAUGUGUAUGCAGCAUCCGGAAAGGAGUUGAGAUUGCUUGGAGUGAAUUGGGCAUACAGUCCCGUAGCAGAUGUGAAUUCUGACAUGAAAAAUCCGGUUAUUGGAGUAAGGUCCUUUGGAGAUGAUGCCGAAGAGGUCGCAAAGUAUGUUGUAGCAGCAGCCCAGGGCCUCACGUCGGCAAAUAUCGCACCUGCUGCAAAGCACUUCCCUGGGCAUGGAGAUACCCACGUUGAUUCACACCUUGCGUUGCCACGGAUCAGCAAAAGUCGAGAAGAUAUGGAGCUGACGGAACUAAUUCCAUUCCGGAGGGUGAUUGAGGAGAAGUGUGCUACCAUAAUGACGGGACAUAUGGCGCUUCCCUUGGUGACCGGCGGGGAUAUACCUUGCUCGUUGUCGAGACAGAUUACGACGGGGUGGCUGCGAGGAGAUCUGGGUUUCGAGGGCGUGGUGGUGACGGACUGCCUGGAGAUGGAUGCCAUUGCUGAACUGAGCCAGGGUGGCUGUGGUAUCGAAGAGGGAGCGGUUCGCGCGUUGGAGGCUGGUGCAGAUAUCGCGAUGAUAUGUCAUACAAUGGCGAGACAGGUGGGUGCCAUUGAACGCGUGUACGAUGCGGUCCAGGCAGGACGGAUCAGCGCCAACGACUUAAAGGACAGUGGCGACAGAGUGAAGGCCUUGAAGGACUGGUUCGCUGACUGGUCUCUUCCUGCUGACGACUGGAACACGGUCAAGGCUGCGAGUAAAAGGCUCAGCGAGGAGGCAUACCAGAAGACCAUCACCAUCCUCCAGAAUGGCACCUGGCUGAAAGCCACUGACACCGUUGUGUGCUACACCCCUCGACCAGAAAGUUUGAACAAAGCUAUCGACGAUGCCGACGGCGUUUUGAGGGACGGUGCUGGCAAAAUUCGGAAUACCGCAGGACCCUCCUUCGCUGCACUGGCUGAGUCCAUCUCCAAGAGGACAAAGUGCGUGCACGUCGUGUAUCCUAGUGACGAGCAAGUCGAUUGGAACGGGGUGUCAGGCAUCGUGUUUGUCUUGAGGAACGCCGAUAGAUCGCCCUGGCAGUUGGAGUGGAUGAAGAAAGCAGCGGGGAGAAAGACGAAUAUGGUGCUGGUAUCGUGCUGCACGCCGUACGAUCUGAACAGAGUCAGCGUCGAGCACGCAUGCCUGGCAACGUUUGAGUUUACUGCGCCCGCAUUCGAGGCGGCGGUUGGUGUCAUUUUUGGUGAGGCAGUUGCCGAGGGAUAUUGCCCGGUAAUUACCUAA
Messenger RNA from Guyanagaster necrorhizus, 1596 nucleotides. Its product is annotated as glycoside hydrolase family 3 protein. Gene Ontology annotation, molecular function: hydrolase activity, hydrolyzing O-glycosyl compounds. NCBI's taxonomy places the organism in Eukaryota, Fungi, Basidiomycota, Agaricomycetes, Agaricales, Physalacriaceae. The transcript has 4 exons. Bases 1 to 1596 code for a protein of 531 amino acids. Gene Ontology annotation, biological process: carbohydrate metabolic process; peptidoglycan turnover. The record is from RefSeq and is a predicted model, not a curated record.